This is a messenger RNA of Colletotrichum lupini, 360 nucleotides long. RefSeq lists its product as uncharacterized. Bases 1 to 360 code for a protein of 119 amino acids. The transcript has 6 exons. Lineage: Eukaryota; Fungi; Ascomycota; Sordariomycetes; Glomerellales; Glomerellaceae. The record is from RefSeq and is a predicted model, not a curated record.
AUGAGCAACGAGCAUGACAUGAAGAGAUGGGAGCAACGAAACAAAUUGUCCAUACUGAGUACACAAAAUCGUCAAAACGUUCAUCUGUCCUCUGAUCAUAACGAUCUGGCUGAUAUUCCAAGCGACCAUGGUAAUAAUUCAGACGAAAUGAGCCCGCCAAGACACGGUGACCAUUCGGACCCCCCAGCUGAAGAAUGCAGGGAGGGCGAGACAGCUAAGCAUCCCAAGCCUCGAGGUAGCUCAAGCAACGAGCUCGGGGCCGGGAGAGCAGCCCAGCAGCAGAUUGACAAGAAAAUCCCAGGGGGGCGGAUGGGUUUCUCUUUGGCAGGGCCACGGAUGACGCGUCACCCAUCCACGUAA